AUGGUCCCACGACACAGGUUAAAAGCAGGUGCCAAUAACACCGCACCGGUUUCGGGCCAGAACGACAGCAAGCAAACACUGACCUCGAGGCUCCAAUUUCAUCACACCCUGCCAAAGUCUGUUCCUCAUUCGUUGCAUGCACUACGCACUAGUGUGUUUGCACUUUUUCAAGUCAAUCUCGCCUUACGAUCACCCAGAUUGGCACAAUGUCUCCCCACCCCUGAUGUCGGCGUGGACCACCUGCACUCAGCGCCUCCUGCCACUGGUCUUGACGGGGAAGCCAAUUGGCCGAUGGAAUUGCCACCUUUUGGCGAACACUGCCCUCCUGGCUCUCCCCUUUGCUCCACUGUCUCGUAG
This is a messenger RNA of Mesocestoides corti, 357 nucleotides long. The record is from the annotation of a GenBank genome assembly. Lineage: Eukaryota; Metazoa; Platyhelminthes; Cestoda; Cyclophyllidea; Mesocestoididae.